This is a messenger RNA of Liolophura sinensis, 2511 nucleotides long. RefSeq names its product transmembrane emp24 domain-containing protein 1-like. The transcript has 4 exons. The record is from RefSeq and is a predicted model, not a curated record. The coding region runs from base 26 to 709 and encodes 227 amino acids. NCBI's taxonomy places the organism in Eukaryota, Metazoa, Mollusca, Polyplacophora, Chitonida, Chitonidae.
UUCCCGAGCACAUUGCUUCGCAACGAUGGAAGUGUCUUGUUUGAAAAUAAUCAGGUUUUGUGUUGUUUUGAUUUCAUUAUGCAUCUACGAAGUCGUCGGAGAAGUAGAUUUGACGGUGGACAUUGAACCUGGUAAAACAGAAUGCUUUUACGAAAUCACAACAAAAGAGACAACGAUUGAAGUGGAGUACCAGGUUCUUGAUGGUGGGGAUUUGGACAUUAGUUUUUAUGUCCAAGGACCCAAAGGUACAAUCAUCGCUGCUGAGAUGAAAAAGUCAGAAGCAACCCACAAAUUGGAUGCAAAGGUGCCAGGGGAAUAUAAAAUUUGUUUCGACAAUAGUUUUAGUAGAUUUUCCAACAAGAUAUUAUUUUUUGAAAUUUCCACUGGUGAAAAUGAGGAGAAGCAAACUGGUGAAUGGGAUGAUGUGAUUGAUGAGAUGGAAGAGCUAAUGGAUGUUACUUUGGAAUAUUUUAAGGACAGUGUUGAUGUAGUCAGGAAUAACCUGGACAGAACCAUGCAGAUGCAGACAAUAAUGCGAAUGCAUGAGGCCAGAGAUCGCAAUAUUGUAGAAAACAAUUUUGAGCGUGUAAAUGUUUGGUCUUGUAUCCAGCUCUUUAUCAUGAUAUCUGUAGGUUUGGCACAAGUUCUUAUGAUUCGUAAUCUGUUCGACGAUAAAAAUAAAGUUGGCAAAACCAAAGUUCGUACGUGAUAAUCAUUUAAGAUAGGGCCUAGGGAUAUUGCAGUGUUUGUAUAAAUGUAAACUACAGUAGCCUACCCCUGGCUCAUUAUUAUUAGUUUGGGCAGAGGGUUGUAUUAGUAUUUCUGUAAGUGUGUUAAGGCGAAGCAAUUAAGGGGCUAGAAAUAUUAGUAGUAUUUGGACCGUUUCCAGAGUCGAGGGAGUUGUAUUUAACUACUACAGGCGUUACGGUUUGUUGACAAGACAGAUGAACAGUUCAAGGUGACUGAAAUGCACAAUUAAUUUAUGUAAAAUAUGUAGGUAUACCUAGACAAAUACUAGUCUUAUCUGCUACACAUGUCCAUACCAAGCCUUAGGCCUCGGGAUCAAGAAGCGAUCUUAGACUGAAGUCAUAAAAUUUGGUAUGUUCCUUUAAGCUAUUUUAGCUGAAAUUUGAUGUAUACUCACUUAUCCAGAAUUUACAUUGUCAAGCAAAAUUUUGACCGUACAACAUAAGAAACAACAAUUUUAAAGUGAUUUGUAAUUGUGGCUUAAUUCUAAGAUCGCUUUGUGAUCCCAGAGCCAGAUCUUAUCUGCCCAUACUAGUAGCGUCAGUAGUACAGUGUCCAUGUACAGUAACUGUUAUUUGACCCAUUUCCUGAGAUAACACUGAAAUGGCAGGGCACUAGCAUUGGGUUGUUUAGUCAUAUGAUAUGCCGGUGCAGGUAGAAAUGCCUUUAAACCUCUUAGUUAAAGUGAGAUUUUUUAUUCCAGGCUAGUGUAGCUGGUACUCCACAAGUCCUUGUAAAAACAGUUAGGUCAGAAUUACUUUUUUCUCUUUCAAGGUGAUUCUCCGGCAUUCUGAUUCUCCAACAGUUACUCAACAAACCAUUGGUGAAUGCAUAAAAUAUGUGAAAUUGAUGACAAUAGAUAAUUGACUAAUCAUAAAGAACAAAAACAUCUAAUCCAUUUCACUGGAAUGUUAAGUUUUACAGAUAAUGCAAUUAAAUCAAAUUAAAUCACAAAAAUAGAUUUUGCCAUGAUUUUUAGCUUUAGAAUUCAUGCUGUAUAUUAUCGAAAAUGAACAAAAUCUUGAAUCAAAAUUCUUUGUUUUCCAGCAUCACACAGCUAGUUCAUUCAUAUGGUUUCUGUUUGAAAAAGGGGAUAUUCAUAGCUUACAUGUAGUUGGUGGAAGUCUGUCAUUUGCAAUAAGAAAUUAAAUAGUGGUGAAUGGUGCAGUUCUGUCAAUGUGGUCUUGGUCUCCCUGUUCUAUUUCAAACUAUCAAAUGUUGUUGGCAAGUCGGUUUGGAUUCAUGUGUUCAAGACAGUCAUUUGGAAGAUUACACUGAUUGUUUCUUGCGUUGUAUUGAUGUAUUUUUCUUUCUUAACAUAUAUGCUAUUUUUGUUAAAAGAUGUUACUAAGAACAAUUGCGUUGGUGUUCUGAGCAGUUGAAAGUGUAUCAACGAACAAAAGAUCAAACUGAUUUAAUAUGGUCUGGAGGAAGCUUUUAAUUACAUUUAUAAUGUUGUGCUAAUUAUAUUUGUACAUAGGUUUAAAAUGGUGCUUGAUAUAUGAACAAUUUUUGUUUCCUACAAUCUUGAUGAAUAGACAGUGUGAUAUCUGAGGGUGUGUUUAUAUUGCUUAAUAUACUUAUGGUUGCAAGUUAGACCUCUGGUAUUUUUUCCCUUUUUGGAUGUGAAGUAUGAAAGUAUUGUGAUCUUCAGUAAACAGUGUGCAUAUGACUUGGGCAAAACAUAUGCUGGUAACUACAGGUGGUGUUUUAGAUUCAUUUGAAAAGUAAGAAUUGCUGCAAUUUUUUUAAAAUUGUCUGGAA